This is a messenger RNA of Ichthyophthirius multifiliis, 4794 nucleotides long. RefSeq lists its product as hypothetical. NCBI's taxonomy places the organism in Eukaryota, Ciliophora, Oligohymenophorea, Hymenostomatida. The transcript has 2 exons. The record is from RefSeq and is a predicted model, not a curated record.
AUGAAUAAAUACCAUUAGUAAUAAUCUAAUUGUUUUAAUAGCAUUAGCAAAUAAUAUAAUUAAAACAAUUCAAUAUUUAGCAAAUUAAAUUUUGAUACAGCAAUAAUUCUAUUAAAGUUAAAAAUUAAUUCUUAUGAAUAAGCUUUUUUCUAAAUAUUUACAUGCUCGAUAUUUUUAUCAUUACAAAAUAUUCAUAACUAUAUUUAUUUUUUAAAUUUAUUUUACGAUAUCAAAGAAAAUUCUAAAAUAUUUUAGUUAAUGUAGAAUGUUAAAUAUAUAGAUUUAAAUUAUUUAUUAUCGCUUUAAACUAAUUUGUUUAAAAUUAUAAUCUAUCUAUCAUCAUCUUAUAUAAUUUUAAUUAUAAUAUUUUAUUGGAUAUGCAUUUUUGUUCGAUAUCAAGACCCGUAAAUAAAACAAAGAAAAUAUUUUUAUGGAAGAUGGCUCUAUUAUUUAUUAAUGUAUUACUCAUAUAUUUUCUUUUUUCCUUUUUGUUUAAUAUUUCUAUCUUUGAUUUUCUGUUCAGAUGAUAUUAUAGGAAACUUAAAUAUAUAAUGUUAAUUUUAAAAUUAAGAAUAUUUUUAUCUUGUAUAAAUUUCAAUAACAUGUAUAAUAUUAGUUAUAAUAGCAGAAUGGUGGAUUGUAAUUUAUUUUCAAAAUAAUAAACAUUACAAAAAAGAUUAAAUGUGCAUUGAUAAAAAACCAAUUUUUAUGUUUUAAUUUUCUUUUUUUAAAAUUUUUAUGGCUUUAUUUUCUGUUUGUAAAGCUAAAAGUUAUAUAUUUUUUAUUUUUUGGAUUAUUAUUUAACUUUUGAUAGUACUUUUUUUGUUUAUUUAAGUAAAUUUCUCUUUAUCUUUUUAUACUUAUUCAAACUCUAAUAUAAGAUAACUUUUUAUAUUUAUGAUAAAUUUACUUAUUUCUUAAUAAUUAGCUUUUGGAACUGAUGAACUAUUGAGAAUAAUAUUAAAUAAUUAAUCUUCUGAAAUAAAUAAUAUUUAUAAAGAAAAUGCGAUUAUUUUAAUAUUUUUUUAUUUCUUUUUAAUACUAUUAAUAGGGCCAUAUAUACGAAAGUAUAUAAUAAUCAAAAACAUUACAAAAUAAUAAAAAAUUGAUGAAUUAUCAGAAGAUAAUUUUCUUUUAUUGGUUUGCAAUUUAUAGAAUAUUGUAUAAGAAAUAAAUAAUUAAUCUAUAUACGAUGCUAUAUUUAAAUCUAUUCUUUAUUAACAUAUUCAAAAACCUUGUUUAAAUUAAGAAAAUUUGGAAUAAUGUUUUUGUUCUUAUAAAAUGAUAUAUGAUCCUAAAAAAAAUAAAAAAACUUCUAUAAAUAAAGCUUUUUAUUCAAUUAAUAGUAAAGUUUUUUAUAAAUUUAUUAUUAAAAGAUGGUUUGAAUUAUUUUUGUAAAAAAAACCUUAAAAUUAUAUACUUUAUAUAGAUUAUGCAGAUUUCCUUUAUUUUAAAAUGAAAAAUUUAUCACUUUGCCUUAGAAAUCUUUAAAAUAUAAAAUUUAAAAAUCUUCUUCCUUUAAAUCGUUAUAGAUUAUAUAGACUUUAACAUAUAAUAAGAAAAUAAAACAUAAAAAAAAAUAGAGAAAGUUAUAAAAAUAAACUAGAAAUAGAAAGUGUAAUAAAUAUAGAAGAAGAAAUUGGAUAAAUUCAUUAAAAAAUACGUUCGACAAUAUCUAACAAUAUAAAAUUUUGGGUUUAUUUAGAAAAAUCAAACAUAAACUUAAAUGAGUUAAAUUAAAUAAUAUAAUAUACAUUUAAUUAAUUAAAUUUAAUGAAAUAAUUAUGGAAAAAUACACUAAUAUAUGUAAAUUUUAAGAAAAAGUGGUGCUUUUACUACAUAUGGUAUUAUUUUUACAUUUUAAACAAGAAAAUAAAGAUCUAAAUGUUAGAAAAAUUUUAAAGUAAUACAUAGAUGAAUGAAAAUGAUGUUUUUUCAUAAGAACUAUAAUAAUAAAAUUAAGAUGAUGUAUAUUCUGUAUCUUCAAAUUUAAAAAUUGAAGAAAUAGAAAAUAUAAACAUUAAAAAACCAUAAGUAGUUUAUGAUAGAAAUAGCGUUGUAUUUUAUAUUGAUUAGGAUUACAAAGGAAAUAUAAUCAAGGUAAAUAGAACUAUAUUUAAUAUUUUCGGAUAUUAAUCUAAUGAAGUGGAAGGAUUACUUAAUAUAACGUAAUUAAUGCCUAGGAUAUAUGCAAAAAUGCACCCUAUAUAAAUAAAAAAAUUUAAUUCAACUGGCAAAACUAAAUCCCUUUAUUCUUAAAAGAAAGUUUUUUGCAUUAAUAAAUAAGGAACUCUUUUUCCUGCUUGGAAAUUUGUAAAAUAAUAUAUUAGUUUAAUUGGAAAUUGUGAAUAUAUUUGCCUAAUUAGACCUAUAUUUUAAAAAACAGAAAAUUUUGGUGAGCUUUUCUUAAUACUUAAUGAAAAUUGGGAAAUAGAUUGCAUGACAAAUAAACUGUUUAAUGCAUUUGGAAUUGAUCCUAGAACUUAUUUAAAUUUAAAUCAAUGUUUAAAUUUAUUGAUUUUAGCACCUAAACUCAUAAAAUACAGUAAAUUUGCUAAAUUUUUGAGUAUUAGUGAUUACAAAAAUAUAAAAAAAUAGUAAAAAGAAAAGAUAUUAAAUGGGAUAUAAAUAAAAAAAAAUAUUAAUUAAAAAAUAAAAUAAUUGAAUUAAAUUCAAUUGUUUAAUAAAUAUAAUAAAAAUAAUAAAAAUAAUAGAAAUAAUAAAAAUAAUAGAAGUAAUAAUAAUAAUAAUAAUAAUAAUAAUAAUAAUAAUAAUAAUAAUAAUAAUGAUUUUAUAAUCUAAAUUUAACCUAAUAUUAUUCAAUAAUAAUCCUCUUUAUAAAAUUAAAAAUAUCCAUCUAAUUCUUAAAUUAAUUAAAAUUAAGAAAUAAUUGAAUAAUUAAAUUAUGGAAAUAAAAAAUUUCCUUAUUAAUUAAUUUUUAAUUAACAAAAUAUCUUUUAAUAAUAAUAAUUAUACUAUUUUACAAAUAAAACACAAUUAGAAUCUUUUUAAUUUAAUAAAAAUGAAUAAGAUAAUAAAGAUGUUAUUUAAUAAAAUAAUAAUCAAGAAGAAUAUAUUGACAAUUAUUAAUAAGUAAAUAUAUAAUAAGAUUCUGAAUAUUUUUAAUAAAUGGAUAAUUUAGAAAAAGGAUAAGUUAUAAAUUUCAAAAUCAAAGUACCGACAAGAAUUAAUGAUAUAUUAAAGGAUUACAAUGCUAAAAUUUUAAAUAUAAAUAAUGAAAAAAACGAAAUAUUUAAUAAUUUAAAAAUAACAUAAAAAUUAAAUAAUUAAUCGUAAAAUAAUAAUGAGAAUUCCUAUUAUGAAAACAACAAAGAUAAAUAAAUAUAUGAUUUAAUAAAAGACAAUAUUUUUUAAUACAGAGAGAAUAAGUCUAUAAGAGAAUAUAAUUGUGUUUGUAAAGCCUAAAUUAAAUUUGUAUCAGGAAAAAAAAUUAUAGUAUUAAAACUUGUUAAAUUUGAAUAAUUAUAAACAAAUUAAAUUCAAAGCGAGAAAUUUCAAGAAAAAAAACUUUAUUAAUAUAAAUGUAAAAAACUAAAAUUAAUUAAAUAAUCAAAAAAAAAUUAAAAAGCAUGUAUAGAAUCUGAGUCUUCAAAAUCAAAUUAUUAAUUAAGUUUGAAAAGUGAAGUUUCAGAUACAGUAAAUAAUUUAAUAAACUAAACUCUUUAUUAUUAAUAAGAAAUCACAACAAUAAUUUCAGAUUAAAAUGACUUUUAAGUAAAUAAUAGUCUCGAAAAAUAAAAUGGAAUGGGUUAUUAAUUGCAUGUAAAUUAUUUAAGCGAGCAAGCUAAAGAUUAUUAAUCAGAAAUUUCUUUAACUUAAUUUCAUAAAAACUUCAUAAAUAAGUAAGGUGCAAAGAGUUUUAGUUUUUUAUAAUCAGAUAAUAUAUAUAUAAAAGAAGAUAAUCAUAAACCAAUAAAAAUAAUCAAGCCAAUUAUAACUUUGAAAAUAUUUAUAAGAUUUUUUUUGUUAUUUAUAGUUAGUUUAAUAAUUUUUACUUAUUUUUAUGGGCCAUAUUAAAAAUUACCUUAAUUAAAAGAAAAUUCAAUUAGGAUAUUAAAAAUAUAAAAUAGUAUAAUAAAUACGAUAAAAAUAUAUAAUAAUAUACUUAAUUUAUUGUUUUUAUAAAAUGGACAAUAUGAUUAAAUUUUUUAAAAAUCAAUAUUUUGGACAAAGAAAGAAUAUUAAUAAUAAUAAGAAGAGAGUUUUAAAUAACUUUAAGUUUUCUUUUUAAAAAUAAAAUAAGAUGAAGAUUUUUUACAGAUAUUUUAUGAUAAAAGCUUAACUAAAUUUUAACUUGUAGACAAAUAAAUUAUUAACUAAAAAUAAAUUUUGAUUAAAAAUAAUGUUUAUUAAUUAGACAGUUAUGAUUUGUUUAAUCAAUUUGUUUAUUAAAUAUCGUAAAUUGUAAAGUAAGAUUCUUAAAGCCUAAAUUCUAAUUAAAAUGAAAUUUAAUUUAUUAGAAGUAACGUGUUCCCCUACUUGAAUGCAUAAAUGGAAUAAUCGAGAUCAAAAUUAAUAGAUACUUAAGAUUCUUCAGCAGAUAAUAUUUAUAGUUUUCUUAUUAUUAUUAUUAUAAUGAUUUCUGUUAUUGUUUUUAUGUCUUUUUUAGUUUUAUUUAGAUAAAUUAUUGUUAUCCUUAAUGCUUUUGAGUCUAUUUUUUAUGUAAAUUUAUUUUUUAUUUAAUAUUUAUUAAAUAAUUUAAUAAGGUUUUUACUAAAAUAAAUUAAAGUGAUUUAACUAAAAUAAAAAAUUAUAACAUUAAUAUUCUAAUGA